AUGGAAUGGUUGCUGGCGAGUUUUGCGCUUUGCUUGUUCUUUUCCUCGCUGCAGGCUGUCGUUGUAUCGUUGGCAAGUACACAGGCAGGCGUCUUUGUAGAAGCAGCGGUGCCAUCUCCUGAAAACGGGGGAGGUGCGGGUGUGGAGCUUUUGCAAGGGGUGCUAUUCGCAAAGCAUGCCAUCUACUUUAAAAUCUCGCGAAGUCUUCUUGAAGUGGUGCGCCCUCAAAACUGCGGGGCCGGUGUCAAGGCCCACCCUGACAGGCCUGGUCGGAGGAGCUCGUGCCGCUCUCGCUCUGGGGCUGGGCACACUUGCCCCACCAUGUUGCAAGCAGGUGUUUGA
Effrenium voratum is the source of this 342-nucleotide messenger RNA. The record is from the annotation of a GenBank genome assembly. NCBI's taxonomy places the organism in Eukaryota, Dinophyceae, Suessiales, Symbiodiniaceae.